This is a messenger RNA of Acipenser ruthenus (sterlet), 4277 nucleotides long. RefSeq names its product syntaxin-11. Bases 778 to 1647 code for a protein of 289 amino acids. Gene Ontology annotation, biological process: synaptic vesicle fusion to presynaptic active zone membrane; exocytosis; intracellular protein transport. The record is from RefSeq and is a predicted model, not a curated record. NCBI's taxonomy places the organism in Eukaryota, Metazoa, Chordata, Actinopteri, Acipenseriformes, Acipenseridae. Gene Ontology annotation, cellular component: presynaptic active zone membrane; endomembrane system; SNARE complex. Gene Ontology annotation, molecular function: SNARE binding; SNAP receptor activity. The transcript has 2 exons.
CGUACUGAAACUGAGUUUAAGGGGACUUUGAAAUCUUCAUAAAAUGUGGGCUCUGGGAAAUCCGCACCGCCUGCAUCUCAUAAUUUGCAUAUUGAAGAUCGAUAUAAUUAUAUAGAAAUGUAUACUCAUCACAUUUGUAAGGGGGCGUUAAUCUGCUGUACACAUACAAAUUUAUUUAUUCUCUGUCCGUUGCCUGUGAUAUACUUUAAGGUUUAAUGUGAAACUGCACUGCAGCUUGUUUCUUGUAAAUUAAAAGUUCAAAGUUGGGUUUUUUUCUACCAGAAGAGCUAAACAUUAGUUUUUGGUGGCCAGUUAGACAGCAUCCACAGCACAAAACACAGCUUUGAUUUAAAAAUCACUUCCUCGUUUUGGUAUUUAUAGCAUUAAGGAAAUAAUCCCGGUUAUUUUGUGUUAAGUAUUAUUAAGAUUAUGUAGAGAACAGAGUAUUUUAUGACUGGCCGUUUAGACUGUUCGCCAUCUUGUUUUGUCAUGGUUAUUUUUUCAGAAAAUGAACCAUGCAUUUAAUUGUCUCUUUGAAACCAGCCCAAGCUUUUGUUGUGCACAAUGUGUUUAAGGCCAGCCUCUACAGCCAGUGCACUGGUGUGUGUUUUGUUUACAAAUAAUGUUUUACAGAAAACACACAAGAACAAGAUCUGAGCAUAGUAUUUGAUAUAGCUCUGCCAAUAAAUUAUAGCUCUGUGCAUUUUGAUUUUACAAUCAUCUUAAAAAGUCAUCGCAUCAGAACAUUAAAAUGCCUCCCUGAAGGCCACAGGAAAAAUGAAAGACCGAUUAAGUGAUCUGUUGGAAUUCUCCAAGAACUCCUCUCAGGAGAAAAGUCCUGAUGAAGUGGACGAUAAUGUGGAGUUGGUACAAGAGGCCAUUGUCUUCGAUGAGGACCACAUCAUGGAAGAAGUGUAUAAAGAGGUGCAGGCAGUGCGCCGUGAGAACGAGAUGCUCAGGGUGGACAUUAAAAGGCUGGGUAAGCAGAACACCCGUUUCCUGACUUCUAUGCGGCGCAUCAGCAGUAUCAAGCGAGACUCCAGCGCCAUUGCCCGGGACAUCAAGACCAGGGGGGAAGGCAUCUACAAGCGGCUGCAGAAGAUGGAAGCCUUCAGUAAGGAUAUGGAGGCCAAGUAUGGUGUCAACUCUGCUCUGUCACGCAUAGUGCGGGCCCAGCACCUGUCCCUGUCACACGGUUUCCGCGAUGCUAUGUUUGAAUACAACGAGGCCGAGAUGCUACAACGGGAGAACUGCAAGACCCGCAUCCAGAGGCAGCUGGAGAUCAUGGGCAAGGAUAUCUCGGGGGAACAAAUCGAGGAGAUGAUCGAGAAUGGCAAGUGGGACGUCUUCUCUGGAAACCUGCUGACCGAUGGCAAGGCGGCCCGCUCAGCCCUUAACGAAAUUGAGAACCGGCACAAAGAGCUGCUGGAGCUGGAGAGCCGCAUCAGGGAUGUUCACGACUUGUUCCUGCAGAUGGCCUUGUUGGUGGAGGAGCAAGGAGACAUGCUGGACAACAUUGAGACGAAUGUAUUGGAAACCGCGAAUUACGUGGGAGAGGCCAAGAUUCAGAUCAAGAAAGCUGUGGAGUACAAGAGAAAUAACCCUUGCAAGAAAUUAUUCUGCUGCUGUUUCCCUUGUUGCCAGUGAGUGAAUGUGCUGUGGAUUCUUUUUUUUCUAUAUGAGGGUGCCCCCCUAUCCAGUGGUGACUUUUAUCAAACUGGUGCAUGACAGAGAAUUUCUAUUGCUCUGUAGUCCCUACACCCCAAAGACGCUUAAGACCUGCAACGUCCUAUAAAAAGGGAAACCUGUAUCACAAGUAUGUAAAUUGUUUGGUGGUUCUGUGCAGUGGUAUUGACAAGGGAGCAACAGGAAGUCUGUAAAUGUGUUAAUAAUAUGGAUACAUAUUAACUACAAACAACAUCUGAAUGAUAAUACAGUCAAGUGCACUUGCUUGUUUGCAACUUAUUUCUACAAUAAAAGAUACAAAGGAACCUGUUAAAGCUCUUAUUUUGUCUGUAGUUACUGCAGGCUACCACCUUUUUGCUGUGGUUUCCAACAACAGGAACUGUUGAGUUGUGAGCUCUAAAAAAUGUUCACCUGCUUUUCCAUGCCAUGUAAGUGGAUUCAUUUGAGUCAUUCAGAGGUAAUAUUUAAUAAUAUCCAAUUAUUUACUGUACUGUACAUAGCGGGACUCGUGCCAAUAAUAGUGGCAAAUGUAGGGGCUCGGUGUUUUGACAUCCAGAUGGACUUCUAACUACAGGGAGUCUCUACAGCAUGAAACACAUUAACAUUUAAAAACGUCCUGUUUUUUUUUUUUAAUACUGUGCUUUCUUAAACUUAAAGCUAAUCACUUUUUAGACUAACAAAAUCAGCAUAAAGUUAACAAGACAGUAAACAGUAGUAGAUAUUAGAAGAUGAACUUACUUGUGACAAAACAGUAAAAUAAGGAAAUCCAUAUCCAGCUGAAGCAUGGCACAGUGAUAGAAAAAAAGUUCAAAGGACACAUUUCUCUGUGACUUUCACUUGUUUAAUACAUUUUAAUGAUAAUUUUGUAAAUAUGCAAUCAUGUUAAGUAGAAUGUUUACAAGGUUUUAUGAUAAUCCCAGACCCUGAAAAAAAUACAUCCACAUCUGAAUGUAAUUUAAUAAAAUUUCAAAUGUAUUUGCCCACGCACUUUGUAUUUGUUAAAAUUAAGGGAAUUAUGUGUUAAUUCCCAGCUCCUCCCACAGCUACACCUUGAUGUGUAAUAUUGCACAAUAUUGAUUCUUCAAAUGACAGUGAGCAAGUUAAACCUACACCCAUAGAAUUCAGCCAGAAUCCACGUGGAAUCAUUUUAACAAUCUGUUCCUGUCAUCUGAUGCAGUGUCAGAAGAUACUGCUGACAGCCAAUGUCUUUGAUCGACAGUACUACAGACAUUGUGCUUAUGAAGCAGCAGGGAAGCAGUGUAUGUUGCUAUGCUAGUAGGAUGGAUCAUGUUAGAUUGUCCUAUAUAACCUUAACGAUGAUUCACCAAGGAGGUUGGGACUGUAGCUAUAAUCUCAAUCAUUUUGAAUAUUACUGGAUUGCUCCAGUCCCAGACUCAAACUCUUUAAGUAAAUCAAAAAAAAAAAACUACAUUUUAAACAGAAGCAGUUUGUAUUGCUCUUAUGUGUGACAGAAGGUAAUAGAGAAAACUCUAGCAGUGUAUGUGUAUGUGAGAGAGAGUUUGUUGCAGUUUAAUUGUGUUUAAUACAUACAGUUUAAUACAUACAGUACUGUUUUGAUACGUACAGUUUAAUACAUACAGUAUUGUUUAAUACGUACAGUUUUCCUGUUCCAGAGGUAGAUAUUUUGCACAAAUAUGACAGUCACGGUGGCGUUUGUGACGUCAGGCAGGAAAAACAGUUGCUAUUUAAUUCUAUAUUUUUGUUGGCACAGUACAGUUGAAAUGUAUAACACAUACAAUUUUAAUUACGUUUAGCAAAAAUAUACAUUCGUAAAAUGGUACUACUUAUUACAUCUUGCCCGUAUGUGAAUUUACCAGUAUUUAUGUAUCUGACGGGGACAACAAACAUUUUUUAACAUUUGACAUGUCUACACAGAGUAAAUAUUUAAGGUACUUAUGUUCGCAGUUACAUACAGCAUUUCUAAUUGUGUUUACAACGUACUUCGUUUAUACUGAUUUCCAAUGUCCAUUGGAGUCUGUUAUAACUAGGCUUGCUACGUUUUGAUUGUAAUCGGUAAAGCUCGUAAAACGUCAAAUUCCCCAAAAAUGAGUUCGACUGAAAUAAAUUUAUAUAUGAUAAGCAGGAGAGGGGCGGAGCUCAGAAUAAUAAGUGCAAGUUAGUUCUGUUUGACUAUCUAAUAUUUUGUUCUGUGCAUAUUAUUUUUACUUGUAAAUGUAUGCUAUAAAAGUCUGUGUAAUACACUUUAUAUGCUGCAUUUUCUACGGUUUAUUUGUGUAGGAACUUUAGCUUUACAAGCUAUAGCUCUGCUGUGACCAAACGUUACGUUAUUUCAAUUAGAAUGUUGGUAACCAUGGUUUUGUUGCAUGUUGAAUAUGACAGAGGGGUUUCUCUAAAUGAGACGUUUCUCAAAGACAUUAAAAGUCGGGGGGGCCGGGUUAAGCAUAAAGGUCGAUUUCACACAUGCUCUGCUUGAACUGAAAAAUAAAGAUCGAAAAAAACAAUAAAUUAUUUAAAAAAUAAACGUUUAUAAUAAUCGUUGAUUUGGCAAAACAUAUAUAUUGUAGCAUGCACGAGGAAGGCAGCAGUAGGGCUGGUAUGUGACGUAAUCA